AUGGCGUUUCAAGAAGGACGAAGUGUUUAUAUUUACUAUUUCGUUGUACUUCUGCUAAGUUUGGGAGCAUUUUACAGUAUUUCAAGUUUCUUUAAUCUUUUUGUUUUGUAUUAUCAUUAUACUCAUGCUCCUCAUCCCAAAUUUAUUAUGUUACCUCAACGACGUUUAGCUAUUUAUACCCAUAUCAUCUCAGGUGUUACCGAAUUCAUCACCUGUUGGAUUGCGUUUGUAACAGGUAAUGAGAGAAUUGCAACGAUUGCAUCUCUAGCAGCAAUUGUCGGUCAUGUUUCUUCGGCGUAUUAUCAAACAUCGAUUGUGUUUGUUGCGAAAGCUUUGAUGGUAUCAGGUUAUUUAUUUGCUAUAUCUCUUCAUUUAUUCUGUGCUUUAAAUCUUUAUUUUGCUCCAAGUUCCGUCUAUUGGCUAUUGAACAUGUUUCUUGUUCAUAAUAUUUAUGUUUGGUGUCGUGUUUUCUAUUUUUUCUAUGGUUUUGUUGGUUUAUUCAAAGAUACACUUUAUACGAAUUCCAUUUUAACAUCUGGAUUGAUUUUAUUUCCAGCUGUUCUCGGUGUUUCAGCCAAUAUGUUAUUCUUGGGUUAUGUUGCACUUAGUAUUGUUCUUUACUUUGCCAUUGUUCAGCCAAAUCAAGAAGAACGUGUUCGUUUCGUCAGCGAACGAACACGUGAUCUCUUGGUGAACUCAAGUGUUCACAAAGCUUGGAUCAAUGAGAAGAUUCGUAUAGCAAAACUUGCCAAAGAUGAAGAAUUAACCGAUAGACAACAAGCGAAAUUAGUCUUUGAUCAAUUAGAUUACAAUAAGAAUGGCACACUUGAUUAUGAUGAAGUUUGUUGUUUGUUGAAAGAAUGGGCAGCUGCAGAAGGCUUAAUGAAACGAUUUUCUACUUGGUCAAAAAAGGGUGAUAUUCAUUUCAAUAUCUUUUAUAAUAAUAUUUGGCGUUUAGGCACAACAUCUGUUACUCACCGAAAGAAAGGUGAUGAAAAACAAGGUCUUGCAAGAGCAAAAUUUGUUUUUGAUAAUCUUGAUCAUGAUCAAAGUGGUUUUAUUGAUUUACCUGAAUUACAAAAAUUAUUAAUUCAAUGGGGUUUACCAGAUAAUGAAGUUGAUGAUUAUUUAGCUUAUGAUGAUGAUAAACGAUUGUCAUUCGAAGAAUUUUAUCAAAAUUUACAACCGAUUUGGGAAUUUGCUUUUGAAAAUAUGGGUGUUGCAAAUGCAGGUGAUGUCACGACACCACCGAAACACAAUCACUCAGAAUAA
Messenger RNA from Adineta ricciae, 1272 nucleotides. NCBI's taxonomy places the organism in Eukaryota, Metazoa, Rotifera, Eurotatoria, Adinetida, Adinetidae. The record is from the annotation of a GenBank genome assembly.